AUGGGAAACUGCGCAGCAAAGAGAAGCGAAAGUAAUGAACAAAAAUCUCGUCCGGAAAAACUAACCGGUUCGGCAGAGCCGACAAUUGAUGCGGUAGACUACUCAAGCAGCGAAAUCUGCCAGUUCAACUACGCCUUCGAAGAAGUUGUUGUUGCCUUUUUCAAGUCAAAGCUCCGCCCUUCAAAAGCAGAUUUUAUUUCGCCCUUUCAAAUCGAAAAACUGGAAGACCGAAUCGUUUUCAGACGAGAGGAGACGAGAACAGUAGAUGUCCCUUGGCUGUUGAAAAAGAUAUGUGACCCGACUUUCGUAAUGGCGCACGAAAUCAGCAUUUUCCCGAACGAAAACAGACUCGAAGUCUAUGUCAAAAAUAGCUCUCAUUUAGAUUACGGACUUGUUUCUGACCAGGAAAUUUAUACAAAAGGCGAGGGUCUUUCAAAAACGACCCUGAGGAGAAAAAUCGGCGUUGAACUGAGCUCGGAGAAAAGCUGGUUUGGAUUGAAAAGCACUGCGGAAAAAUGGCUCAAGAAAAAAUCGAAGGUGCUCUUUUCGAAGACUGAUGAAAAACUGGAGAAUAUUUUGGAAGAAGAGCCUUCUUUGGACAAAUACUUUCCUUUCAUACUUGAUGGCUACUUAGAAUACCUCGAAUAA
Oikopleura dioica is the source of this 648-nucleotide messenger RNA. Lineage: Eukaryota; Metazoa; Chordata; Appendicularia; Copelata; Oikopleuridae. The record is from the annotation of a GenBank genome assembly.